CCCCGAUACAUAGCUAUCGUGUGGUUCAGCUCUACUGUGUUGGGCACCCGACUUGCUCGCUCCCGGUAUGACGGCCUUCUCUGGCCAUCUCCGCCGCACAGUCAUCGGACCACCCGGCCUGGCCCCGCAACACCAGCGCGACGGCAAGCGCCGCUUGAAAUCGGUUGACUAACCCCACUUUCUCGGACGGCGCACGCGCUUCCCCAACCAUUGCCGGAUGUAGGUAUGCGUGUGCUUCCCCCCCAAUACCACCGGCUCAAUAUUUCCGCUUCAGAAACACUCCCGAAAAGCAACACCGCCCCAAAUGGCACACCUGCUGCACACCCUCUCGCACCGCCCCGUCCUUACGACGGUCCUCACGUCCUUGUCUACUACCGUGCUCGUCUGGGCCGUUCGCGACUACCGCGCCUACAUCGCCCUCGGCCCCGGCGGCGUGCCCCACAACUUCGCCGGCUGGCUCUUCGUCACCCUCGGCAUCCGGCCCUUCGCCCUUUCCAAGUCGUAUGCGACCUGGACUGGUGACUACCCUGAUGAGGGAGCUCACGACGAGGUCGAGGCGCUGCCGCCGAGGAAGGGCGACAGGGCCGAGCUGGGGGGCGUCGUGCCCCACCGGCAGCUGACCCAGCACGCGCCGGAACGGAUGAGAGAGUACAUUGAAAACCUCUUCGCCAACGCCGUCGCCCAGAACCCGGCCCUCGUGGAGUCAAAAACCUCCCUUUACGAGCGCAACAACCCUGCCCUCUUCGUGUGCCCCGCGGUCCUCGACUCGCCCACGCCGUCCGUGACGGCGCGGACCUCCCGCGGCGAGAUCAGCCACCACCACGGCGAUCUUUCCAUCCACAUGUACCUCUCCCCCGCCGACGCGAAGCGCGCCAUCGCCAAGGGCUGGGCCGAGCGCCACCGCCUCGCCCGCCCGCGGGGCACCCUGUUCGCAAACCGCUAUCGCGUCGCGGACACGUACCUCAUGAUCUACGGCCCGCGCGACGACGACGAGAUGGACGCGCUCGCCGUCUUCCUCAAAAACGCCAUCCGGUUCAUGACCGGGAGAGAGGACGUCGAAGGGAUCGAGUGGCGUCGUCGCAUGGGUGCGUGAAGGCUUUAUUCACUUCGGCUUCCCCCGUGAAAAUGUACUAUUACUUCCCAUGUCACUU
Colletotrichum navitas is the source of this 1151-nucleotide messenger RNA. RefSeq lists its product as uncharacterized. The transcript has 3 exons. NCBI's taxonomy places the organism in Eukaryota, Fungi, Ascomycota, Sordariomycetes, Glomerellales, Glomerellaceae. Bases 305 to 1093 code for a protein of 262 amino acids. The record is from RefSeq and is a predicted model, not a curated record.